Messenger RNA from Pochonia chlamydosporia 170, 1044 nucleotides. RefSeq names its product 1-aminocyclopropane-1-carboxylate deaminase. Gene Ontology annotation, molecular function: pyridoxal phosphate binding; D-cysteine desulfhydrase activity; 1-aminocyclopropane-1-carboxylate deaminase activity. The record is from RefSeq and is a predicted model, not a curated record. The transcript has 2 exons. Gene Ontology annotation, biological process: amine catabolic process. Bases 1 to 1044 code for a protein of 347 amino acids. Lineage: Eukaryota; Fungi; Ascomycota; Sordariomycetes; Hypocreales; Clavicipitaceae.
AUGGCCAACGUAAUCUUACCCGAACCAUUCGCAAGCAUCCCAAGAGAGUCAUUCCUCUUCGGGCCAUCGCCAAUUCAACACUUGCCACGCAUGUCCAAGGAACUCGGUGGCAAAGUCAACAUUUACGCAAAACGAGAAGACUGCAACUCUGGCCUGGCGUACGGCGGAAACAAGACACGUAAACUCGAAUAUCUGGCCUCAGAGGCACUAUCCCAAGGAUGUGACACCCUCGUAUCAAUCGGCGGCAUUCAAUCCAACCACACACGCCAAGUAUCAGCCAUCGCCGCCAAGCUCGGCCUCAAAGCGGCCACCGUACAAGAACACUGGGUGGAUUGGCAGGACGCAGGCUACGAGAAAGUCGGCAACAUCCAGCUCUCGCGGCUCAUGGGCGCAGACGUCCACCUCGACCCCUCAACCUUUGGCAUCGAGCAUAAGACCACGCUGGCCAAGCUAACCGCCGACAUUGAAGCCAAGGGCAGCAAACCCUACUACAUUCCUGCAGGGGCGUCAGACCAUCCGCUAGGGGGCCUCGGUUUCGCGCGGUGGGCAUUCGAGGUGGAAGCGCAGGAAAAGGAAAUGGGCGUCUUCUUCGACACCAUCAUCGUCUGUGCUGUGACGGGGUCGACUUUCGCUGGCAUGAUCGCCGGGUUCAAACUCGCGCAGAAGUUAGGUUCUCCGCCGCGCAGGAUCAUCGGCGUAGACGCGUCGGGCAAGCCACAGGAAACCUUCGACCAGGUUCUGCGAAUUUCCAAGUUCACUGCUGCGAAGAUUGGGCUAUCUGAGGGGGACAUCACAGAAAAGGAUAUCAUUAUGAACAAUGACUACAAUGCCAAGAUUUACGGCAUUCCCGACGAGACUACCAUUGAGGCCAUGAAGUUUGGGGCUCGCACUGAGGCUUUCAUCACGGAUCCGGUCUACGAGGGGAAGAGUCUAGCUGGCUUGAUGGGACUUGUCAGGUCGGGCGAGAUUGCGUCCGGGAAUGUCCUGUACGCUCAUCUAGGUGGACAGUUGGCCUUGAAUGCGUACUCUGAGCUGGGCUUGUGA